ACUGCUUUAUCAAUGGAGCCCCGGAUUCCCCACAACAUCACCGUUGUCCCCAACUCUGUGAUGGUCCAGCCCUUGCUGGACAGCCGGAUCCCCUAUGGGCGGCUGCAGCAUCCGCUCACCAUCCUGCCGAUUGACCAAAUGAAGACAACUCACAUAGAGAACGAUUACACCGACAACCCCACCGCUUCCCAGCUGGCAGCCCAGAAGCAUCCCCGAGGCCCCCACGAACUGGUCCUGACCAACCAGCACCUGCAGCGCUGUGAGCAGGAUGUCACCCACCCCUGGAUUUCAUUCAGCGGGCGCCCCAGCUCCAUCAGCAGCAGCAGCAGCACAUCUUCAGACCAAAGGCUCUUGGACCACAUGGCCCCGGCACCCGUGGCGGAGCAGUCCUCCCCCAGAGCGGUUCGCAUUCAGCCCAAGGUGAUCAACUGCAAACCCCUGGACCUGAAGGGACCUGUGUCUCAGGAACUGGACAAGCACUUUCUACUGUGCGAAGCCUGUGGGAAAUGCAAGUGUAAGGAGUGCGCGCUGCCCCGGACUCUGCCUUCGUGCUGGGUGUGCAACCAAGAGUGCCUCUGCUCGGCGCAGAACCUGGUCAACUACUCCACCUGCAUGUGUCUCGUGAAGGGCGUCUUCUACCACUGCACCAACGAGGACGACGAGGGCACGUGUGCCGACCACCCCUGCUCCUGCUCCCACUCAAACUGCUGUGCCCGCUGGUCCUUCAUGAGUGCCCUCUCCCUGGUGCUCCCUUGCUUGCUCUGCUACCUGCCAGCCACCGGCUGCGUCAAGCUGUCCCAGAGAUGCUACGACCAAGUGAGCCGGCCCGGAUGCAGAUGCAAAAACACAAACAGUGUCAUUUGCAAGGCGUUGCCGGAGAGCAAAGGCAGCAGGCCAGAAAAGCCCUUUUGA
This is a messenger RNA of Gymnogyps californianus (California condor), 912 nucleotides long. It is a transcript of the gene SPRY4, whose product is annotated as sprouty RTK signaling antagonist 4. The transcript has a single exon. The coding region runs from base 13 to 912 and encodes 299 amino acids. Gene Ontology annotation, cellular component: membrane; cytosol. Gene Ontology annotation, biological process: negative regulation of fibroblast growth factor receptor signaling pathway; negative regulation of MAP kinase activity; animal organ development. The record is from RefSeq and is a predicted model, not a curated record. Lineage: Eukaryota; Metazoa; Chordata; Aves; Accipitriformes; Cathartidae.